Molecule: messenger RNA, 835 nt
Organism: Paramecium sonneborni
Lineage: Eukaryota; Ciliophora; Oligohymenophorea; Peniculida; Parameciidae
Source: the annotation of a GenBank genome assembly
AUGAUACUACUCAUUGUUUUAGUCUAUAUAACUCACCAAACUCUGUUUUAUUAGUUUGAUGCAAGCUCUAACAUAAUAGAUGGUAAUUUCUUGUAAUGUAUUUUAGGAUGGGAAACAGUAAAUAAUCCAAAUUUCUUUACUUGUGGAGUGAUUCAUUAUUUUGGAUCAAAUAAUAUUAAUAAUUAUUUUCUUAGCAGAAUAUUUUUGGAUCUUGAACCUCAUUCUCAAAUUAGGGUGGAUGCAAAGGUUCUGAGGUAAUUAUAUUGUAAAUUAUAAAAGUAUUAAUGGCAAUAAUGCUCCUAAUUUUAGGAUAGAUCUUAAAUAAGUUAACUAUGUAUCAGAGAUGCCAUCUUAAAAUUCAAUUUGUGAUAGUACAAACUCAGAAUAUAUACUUACUAUUUCUAUAACACGGUAACAUAACAGGAGAACCUUUUGGAUUGAUAUUCAAUCUAUAUAUGGAGGAUUAAUAUCAUUAAGUUUAAAUAUUUUAAAAUGCUAGUAUGAAUGCGCUGGAUGCAUAGAUUAUUAUGAUACAUUUUGUUUAUAAUGGAAAAUGCAUUCAUAUUCUUUUAAUUAGAAAUUGAUCACAAAUUCUGAUGGAUGGACAUUUGGAUUAGAAUGUUAUUAUUUUGAUAAUUUUUCUUGUGGUAGAUGCUAAAUUUUAAAUUUUAAGAAAUAAAAUAUUUUACUCAAUUACCUCCUCAUUAAGAUGUAUUAAUAAGGUUUUAUAAAUUUUAUUCUAACAUUAUAAUAGUAGACUAUUUAUAUAGUAAAUAAACAAUUAGUUCUCCCUUCUAAUAAAUAGAAAUAUUAAUUAGAAAUCAUAAAGACAUGA